GUUCCUAUGGAACGCUAAGUGGGUCCCACCAAAGUGUUUUGGAUGUUCUGUUUUCUUAACUAUAAAUUCAAUGCAGGGGACUCUGCCUCCUCCCUCACCUCACUCAUAUGCACUCUCCUUCUCUCACUCUUUUUCUCUUCAUUCACUCUUUCUCGUUAUUGUCUUUCUUCUUUCUCAGAAUAAUUAAACCACACUUGAUGUUAGUUGGUUAGUUAGUUACUACCUCUCAAACGUAAGCUAGUGUCUCAAACUCGGUUUUAAUACUUAACCAACUGCCAAAACCAGACACACCCUUUCAAAACAUAAGCCUGUGUUGGGUUUGUUUUUUUAGAGAGAUUAUUGUGUCAAAAUGACGCAGCAGAAUGUGGUAGUGUCUGACACCAAAUCUGGAGUUUCCCUAACAGUUUUUCCAACACCUGCACAAAAAAAGCCACCGGCAGCACCAGGAGGGUACAUUUCUAUUUCAAGGAGGAGGGUUUUGAAGAACCUUGAAAUCAAUGGAGACCAAAGAAUCAAUGCAUGGGUUGAGUCCAUGAGAGCCUCAUCUCCUACCCAUCUUAAAUCCGCACCUUCUUUCUCUCAGGAGCAAAACUCUUGGAUUCUUCACCAUCCCUCCGCAUUAGACAUGUUUGACCAAAUUAUUGAUGCGUCAAAGGGAAAACAAAUUGUCAUGUUCCUCGACUAUGAUGGCACUCUUUCCCCAAUUGUUGAAGAUCCUGACCGUGCUUUCAUGUCUCACUCGAUGAGGAAAACAGUGAGGAAACUUGCUAGGUGUUUUCCUACUGCCAUAGUGACCGGAAGAUGCAAAGACAAGGUAUACAAUUUUGUUCAGUUGGCAGAGCUAUAUUAUGCAGGAAGCCAUGGCAUGGAUAUUAAAGGGCCAACAAGAAGCUCCAAAUACAACAAAGAUAGCAAAGCUGAGGCAAUUCUUUUUCAACCUGCCAGCGAUUUUCUUCCCAUGAUAGAUGAGGUGUACCAACAAUUGGUUGAGAAGACCAAAUCAACUCCUGGAGCCAUGGUUGAGAACAACAAAUUCUGCCUCUCUGUUCAUUUUCGUUGUGUUGAUGAAAAGAAAUGGAGUGACCUGGCACGCCAAGUGAAAUCAGUUUUAAAGGACUACCCGAAGCUCCGACUUACCCAAGGAAGAAAGGUGCUAGAGAUUCGUCCGACUAUUAAAUGGGACAAAGGGAAGGCCCUGGAAUUUUUAUUAGAGUCCCUUGGUUUGGCCAAUUGCAGUGAUGUAUUUCCUGUUUAUAUUGGCGAUGAUCGAUCAGAUGAAGAUGCUUUCAAGAAAUUGAGAGACAGAGGACAAGGUUUUGGUAUUCUUGUCUCCAAAUUUCCAAAAGACACAAGUGCAUCUUACUCUUUACAAGAACCAAACGAGGUGAUGAGCUUUCUUCAACGCUUGGUGGAGUGGAAACAUAUGUCCCAACGAGCACGUUCCCGGGUGUAAAUGAGAAUGUGAAAUGACAUGUACAUCCCUAUCCUGCCAUAAAAAGGAAGUUCAACUUGGUUAGAAUGGAUGUUUUGUAUUUCUUGUUCAGGUCAGAACAAAAAUGUAUGGAAAAGGAAAGACAAAAGUGUCGUUCUUAGUUUGAAGGAUGUCUACAUUCACGUAAUUAGCCAGUCAAGUAGUAGUGUAGCCUUCAGAUGCAAGUCUGAAUAAUGGAUUAAAUUUUCUCUCUUCCUUGUUACAUUUACGAAACUACGAUCAAGUAUGUUUUCUCACUCAUGGUCUGAGUUCUUUGUCUCUUACUCUUAAUUACCAUGUUACCUUCUUGUUUGCGAAAAAUGAAGAGUGACAAACGAGCAUACCAAGGUUGACAACGUUUCUUUGUUUGUUUGUUCGGAAACUAGGAGAAACUUAUUUGGAUGUCUUCUCCCCUCCUCUAAGAAACAGUACGUGGAAAAGGAGUUUGACAAGCUAUUAGAUUAUGACACCUUGAAUAAGCUUAUGAACUGAUAGUCUGUGUUCACCAUUGGAACAAGAAGUGAAAGAAGUUAUGUCGUUUCACAUCAAUCAUAUCUG
Vigna radiata var. radiata (mung bean) is the source of this 2029-nucleotide messenger RNA. RefSeq names its product probable trehalose-phosphate phosphatase J. Gene Ontology annotation, molecular function: trehalose-phosphatase activity. Gene Ontology annotation, biological process: trehalose biosynthetic process. Bases 350 to 1453 code for a protein of 367 amino acids. The record is from RefSeq and is a predicted model, not a curated record. The transcript has 11 exons. Lineage: Eukaryota; Viridiplantae; Streptophyta; Magnoliopsida; Fabales; Fabaceae.